Cladocopium goreaui is the source of this 513-nucleotide messenger RNA. Lineage: Eukaryota; Dinophyceae; Suessiales; Symbiodiniaceae. The record is from the annotation of a GenBank genome assembly.
AUGGCCCUGCAGCAGCAUGGGGCACCUGUGGUGAGAAGGAACCGCAGGUUGAAGCUUGCCAAGAGAGCGCCACCUUGCAAGGUGAAGAAGUCACCAUUUCGCUGCCGGGUGAUGCCUUUAGCUUUGCAGAGGCCGUCGACACGCCAGAGGAUGUUCUUAGCGAACUCCGCAGUGCCAGUGACGACUUCGAGGACGUCGUGGUCGAAGAGUUGGACGGCGACGCUGGCGACGAUGAGGACGAGGACAGGGCGCUGGAAACCGAAGCAGAGGACAACGUGGACGAAGGGGAUGACCUGGACUUCGCCAAAGAUUCGGAUAGCGAUCAACCAGGAGCAACCCAGGAGGACGUUGGCCAAUGCGACGAGGCCGUCGAGCUCCCUUCGGGCGCCGAGACGGGCGUGGAGGAGUUGCUGCUGAUGGAUGGUACAGAGCAAGUGAUCAUCGUCAAGAAGAAGAAAAAGAAGCGGAAGAAGAAGCGAAAGAAGAGACAAAAAGUCAUCGAGGAAGUCACAG